AUCCAGCAGCGUCAAGCAGCCAACUUAAGAGAAAGAAAGCGAAUGCAAUCAAUUAAUGAAGCAUUUGAAGGCUUGAGAGCUCACAUACCUACAUUACCUUACGAAAAAAGACUGUCCAAAGUUGACACAUUGCGAUUAGCCAUUGGCUACAUUGGUAAGCUAACAUUCUAUUUAUUCAGUUUCAGCUUUUUUCAUUAA
This is a messenger RNA of Helobdella robusta, 198 nucleotides long. RefSeq lists its product as hypothetical. Gene Ontology annotation, molecular function: DNA-binding transcription factor activity, RNA polymerase II-specific; protein dimerization activity; RNA polymerase II transcription regulatory region sequence-specific DNA binding. The record is from RefSeq and is a predicted model, not a curated record. NCBI's taxonomy places the organism in Eukaryota, Metazoa, Annelida, Clitellata, Rhynchobdellida, Glossiphoniidae. The annotation marks the transcript as partial. The transcript has a single exon. Gene Ontology annotation, biological process: developmental process; regulation of transcription by RNA polymerase II.